Messenger RNA from Pleurotus ostreatus (oyster mushroom), 1146 nucleotides. RefSeq lists its product as uncharacterized. NCBI's taxonomy places the organism in Eukaryota, Fungi, Basidiomycota, Agaricomycetes, Agaricales, Pleurotaceae. The record is from RefSeq and is a predicted model, not a curated record. The transcript has 8 exons. Gene Ontology annotation, molecular function: protein binding. Bases 1 to 1146 code for a protein of 381 amino acids.
AUGGGAAACGCCUCCGGUGUCGCUGCGGGCGCGGCAUACUUCAUCACCAACGAGCCCGAUGGAAACUUCAUAGUCGCAGCCGACAUUGGCGGCGACGGCAAACUCACCCUUCGAAGAGCCAUCGGUACCGGUGGACAGGGCGAACAUGGUAUCACUGAUCCCAAUGGGCCUGAUGCCCUCUUUACUCAAGGUGCUAUCAAAGCCUCAUCAGUGGCCAAUAUGCUUGCAACUGUCAACCCUGGUUCCAAUACCUUGUCUUUGUUUGCGAUCAACCCCAAUGAUCCGACCAACUUGCAAAUGGUCGGGAAGCCCGUUGGCAGUGGAGGCGAGUUCCCCGUCUCUGUGGCAUUCAACAAAGAUGGAUCUCAGCUCUGCGCCCUCAAUGGCGGCGCAAUCAACGGUGUAAACUGCUUUAUUGUGGACAAGCAAAAGGGCCUCGUCUCGAUGGCCAACACCAACCGAGCGUUGAAACUAAACCAGACGACGCCUGCUACGGGUCCUGCAGGUUCAGUGAGCCAUAUCGUGUUCUCAGAAGACGGCAAAACCCUCGUCGCUUCCGUCAAGGGCGUUCCCCCAACACCAGGGUUUCUCGCUGCAUGGGCUGUACAGCAGGACGGUUCUCUAUCCACCGACUUCCAAAAGAUUGCGCCAGCCGAUGGUGGCUUGUUACCCUUCUCUAUGACAGUCAUCCCCGGAAAGAAUGCCAUCCUCGCUACGGACGCUGGCCUAGGGUUCGACAUCUUUGACUUUGGUGGUCAGGCCAAUUCUGCUGUCAAGAUUGACGGCCAGUCAGCGACGUGUUGGUCGAGCUUUAGCAAGAAGACCGGGAACUUCUACCUCACCGACAUUGGGACCUCCGUCGUCACCGAAGUCAACGUCGACGACAACCUCAAGGGUACCAUUGUAAAGCAAUAUGCGCAAGGACAAGGCACGGCAACAAUUGACAAUGACAUUGUCACAGUUGGAAAUAACGAUUUCAUGUAUGUGCUCGCAGCAAACGCUACGACCAUAGACGUUCUGGCCCUCAAUGCACCAGGCCAAGCCCAAACUAUCCAGAAGUUAGGAGUUGCUCAGACAGCCCAGCGAGCUAAUCUUAAGCUGAGCGGGUUCAAUGUACAAGGAAUGGCCACGUUCGUCCGACAGUAA